AUGACGGAUCACUCUGUCACUCCUCAAGCAAACCCAACAAAUGUCGAGCUCCUAGCCGCUAAUGCUGCUCUGCUAGCGGACAACCAGCGGAUGGCCGACUUGUUAGCGGCUGUCCAGAACAAAGAUGGGGAUAGAAACGACCAUAAGAAAGUCAACACCGAUCCCCAUGGAGAACAGCACACGGAGCCAAAUACAAAGACAAGAGAUAUACCUCUCAAAACUAAGAGACGGUGGAUUGGCCCCUUUUCUGAAGAAAUAAUGAAUUUAAAAAUGCCAAAAAAUUUUACACUUUCAAUGACUCUAACACCGUACAAGGGGAUCGAAGAUCCUAAAGUUCACGUUACAAAAUUCAAAUCCAUGAUGUUUCUUAACAGUCACUCCGAUCCCAUCUUGUGCCGGUCUUUUCCCACCUUCUUAGAUGGGGCUGCCUUGUUAUGGUUUUCUAACUUACCUGCAGGUUUCAUAUCCAGCUUUGACGAAUUUGCCAAGUUAUUCAUAAAUCAUUUUGCAGCCUCCAAAAUCUAUGUGCGAGAUUCAGACUACCUCAGCGCAAUCAAGCAAGGGCAGCACGAGAGCCUGAAGGAUUACAUGACACGCUUCACAGAAGCAGCCAUGGAGAUCCCCGACCUCAAUCCAGAAGUGCAGCUGCAUGCCAUCAAGAGUGGUCUCUGGCUUGGAAAAUUUCAGGAAGCUAUAGCUGUCGCGAAACCCAAGACAUUGGAGGAGUUUCAAGAUAAAGCAACUGGUCAAAUCGAAAUAGAGGAGUUGCGUGAAGCUCGAAGGAGUGAAAAGCCACCAUCCUGGAAGGAAGAAGACAAACCCUACAGGUCCCAAAAUAAGGACUCUAAAAAACCUUUUAAACUAACCCCAAAAUUUGAUUCAUAUACCAGGUUCAAUACCAAGAGGGAGGAUAUUAUUAAGGAGAUACUACAUAGCAAGUUGAUAAAGCCACCGAGCAAAGCAGGGACAUACCAGGAUCAGAAGUAUGUUGACAGAAACAAACAUUGUGCAUUUCACCAAAAGUUUGGCCAUACCACUGAUAAGUGUGUGGUAGCUAGAGACUUGCUGGAGAGACUAGCAAGGUGGGGUCUUUUGGAUAAAUAUGUCACUACCAAAAGCCAGAAAGAACCAACCAGGGAUGCGGAAAGACUAAGCUACAGCUCAGACCAAAAAGAAAAAGGAACAUGGCGUGGACCAGUCGAAACUCCGACCUCCAAGGGAGUUAUCAAUUACAUUCAGGUGGCUUUGCUAGAGAAAGAGCUACCAAUAUGGCUAGGAAGCGGAGCUACCGAUCUAUGA
Molecule: messenger RNA, 1299 nt
Organism: Arachis stenosperma
Lineage: Eukaryota; Viridiplantae; Streptophyta; Magnoliopsida; Fabales; Fabaceae
Exons: 1
Coding region: 1-1299 (432 amino acids)
Source: RefSeq, a predicted model, not a curated record